Messenger RNA from Chiloscyllium plagiosum (whitespotted bambooshark), 3237 nucleotides. Its product is annotated as zona pellucida-binding protein 1-like. NCBI's taxonomy places the organism in Eukaryota, Metazoa, Chordata, Chondrichthyes, Orectolobiformes, Hemiscylliidae. Gene Ontology annotation, cellular component: extracellular region; acrosomal vesicle; zona pellucida receptor complex. Gene Ontology annotation, biological process: acrosome assembly; binding of sperm to zona pellucida. The record is from RefSeq and is a predicted model, not a curated record.
GCAGAGAUGAGAGACUUCUUCAUGAUUAUUAUCGUGUGUCUUUUGCUUUACCAAAGAAAAGCAACAGGAGAUCAAUCCAACAAGAACAGUGACAAUGUCGACGAUAAUAGGCCAGUGAAGACCUUGACUAAAAAGUUUCUACGGUUCACGAAGUCAUUGCUUAGAACUUCUCAGAUUACAGAGCCUAUUCACCGAAUAUUUGGAAGAGAGGGAGAGACAGUCGAAGUUUUGAUCCCUUUGAGAGGGUCUCCUGUCGCUAUUUACUGUCUGACUCCAGAGCUACGUCAGAACACCAUCAGCAAUCCCUCGACAUACUGGUGGAGGGAGGGGGAGUCUCGGGCACGUGCAAUAGGAGAGGGCGACCAAUACAGAGUGAGGCUCGAUGGAAGCUUGAUGUUGUUAAAUUGGGAAACCUCACAAGCCACUGGCCUCUACUUCUGCACCAUGACACAUUUCAGACAUCAGGAAGAACAUAGCUUGACGCUGCGCUUCUGUCUUUUGGCCUACCACAUGCCGUUUCAAAGCCUACAAGUUGGUGCACAGCUGAAGACCAUGACCUGUGAGCAACGUUAUGUGAAGAACUCCAUUACACCUAUGAAGUCAGCACUCGACGCAUUGUGUGAAAAACUGUCUUGUCAGAUAAACCUAGAAUUUGAUUGCACACAGUGGGGAACAUCACCUGGCACAAUGGAACACCACAUCCAGCUCAAAAUCGCAGUGCAGCCGCAAGGUGAAGAUGCAAUGAUACCAUGUAAAACAGGCCAGGAAUGUCCCAAUGAAGAGACAUUGAGGAAGGCUUAUGAAAAUAUUCAUGCAUUUCUAGCCCAAUCUGAGUCUAACCUGAUGUCUAACAAUAUGCCUCCUCUUUACUACAUGGAGGGAACUUUUAAGGCAAUGAAGGUGGACCACUGCCUCAUCGGGAUGGGGAAACUGUCUGAUAGGAACAGCCCUUGCAUGGGUUGCUGUGUGACCUGUGGACCUGGUUCUUACAGUCCAAAUUGGACAGCCAUCUGUAUUCCAUGUCCAAUGAAUUUUUACCAGAAUAAUUUUGGCAAGUCUCAGUGUCAGGCCUGUCCAAUAGGCCUCAGAACAAAUGGAGAGGGAGCAAUGUCUUUAACUGAUUGCAAUACUGAUGGAAUUCAAGGAAGACUAUUUGAGAGCUAUGUCAAAGCCACAAAACAAGCAAGGAUGGCAGAAAAAGUGGCUAAAGGUCAAACAGCUCAGGAAGAUGGUCAGAUACUCAGUUCUACUCAACUCCUGGUAACUAUAGUUCUAUGCAGUUUGGCAUUUCUGGGAGCUGCUGUUUUAACAAUAUACUGCUUGGUAGUGCUGUUGUGUAAAGAGGAUCCUUCUGAUUGGCACAUGCUUAGAAUGAAGGAAAAUGCAAAUCUUAAAAGAAUUAGAUCGCCUUCGUCAUGCCCAGCAAUGAGAGAACAUCAGAAGAACAACAUUUGCGGAACAUGGAUAAAAUAGGGGCAUAAGACAGUAUUCAAUGAAAGGAAGAUGACAUGGUGGCUGACAGCUGACUCAGAAGAAAAUAACUGCAGGGAAAUACAGACAGAUCAAGCCAGGAAAAUAAAGUAGGACAAGAGUUCACAAGGAUAGCAGGUGCAGUCAGGAUUGCAAGAGUUGCAAGAAGCCAGCAGAGAGUAAAGAAAACAAAUGAUCAAGAUUGCAUGUGCUAUUUUUUACUACCUGUAUAUUUCAAAAUGCAUGUUACUGUGGAUACCUCUCUUUGUAAUUAGAAGAAUGUUUGUUCACCUGUUUCUAUUUGUUUGUGCUUAAGUGUCUGUAUCUAUCAUUAACUGUAGGUUUGGGUAGGCAUAUGCAUCCGUAUUGGCUUUUCUGGAACUGGGAGUAUAUGUCUGAAAUCUGGGAAUGUCUGUGUGCAAGUGUCUGUGAGCUCUAACAUCUUGUGACACUUAGUCUCUCCUGUCUGUUUGGUUGGGGAUAAGUGAUGACCACUGUGUUUUAUAUUUCUCCUUCCUGUUUAGAUCGAUUGUUAAUUUCAAUUACCUAGGGUAAUUUACCCAGACAGAGAGACAAAUUUGUACACAGUGAAUAUUUGUGAUUCUGUAUUUUACUCUAAUUCUGAUUGGGGAACAUGGAUAAAAUAGGGGCAUAAGACAGUAUUCAAUGAAAGGAAGAUGACAUGGUGGCUGACAGCUGACUCAGAAGAAAAUAACUGCAGGGAAAUACAGACAGAUCAAGCCAGGAAAAUAAAGUAGGACAAGAGUUCACAAGGAUAGCAGGUGCAGUCAGGAUUGCAAGAGUUGCAAGAAAUUAGCAGAGAGUAAAGAAAACAAAUGAUCAAGAUUGCAUGUGCUAUUUUUUACUACCUGCAUAUUUCAAAAUGCAUGUUACUGUGGAUACCUCUCUUUGUAAUUAGAAGAAUGUUUGUUCAGAAUGUACUGAACAGUAAUCCAGUUCUUUAAAAUCAAUAAACUAAUGGGAAGAGUUGUUACAGGAAAUAAGUGUGACAAAAUAGGAAAAACAAUGAUAUGUCUAAGCUUCAAAUAUAAGUAAAUAAAACUGGUUCAGUGCCCACAAUUAAUUGAUAAAUAUGAAGGCUUUGUACACAAAUGGUGAUGCAGUUAGAAAGAGUUCAGAUACAUGUGUAGAAGGAUAUCCCUGGAGUUUUCCACUCUACCAUGAUACUUAAUAGAGCAAAAGAAAUAUGUCUGUAGUAAUUUAAAAUAAGAGAUGUGGCAAGGACAAUAUGAUCAAAUAUUGUAGCAGGAAGUGAGGUUUUGGAAAAGAAAUACUCACUGUACAUGAUAUGUAAACCACACUUUAGGACUAAAAGAGUGCACAGAAAAAUUAAUAAAAGUGCUUUUACUUAAGUGCCUGAUAGGCGAAACUGGACCUAGGACAGGGAUAUCCCACUGGAAGCCACUCUUGGCCCAUGCUUCUGACCUCCUGCCUCUGCUUCCCCCAGAUCCCAUACACAUGCAAGAGAACACCACUCUUACAAAUUAUUUACUUCAUCUUAUAUACAUCCUGAUCUUGGAAAUCCAUGGGCGUCCUCCUUGCAGCAGCUAUGGUUUCCUUUACAGCCCUACUGAGUGCAAAAACUGCUGGAGUCUGAUUUGCUGGGCAAAACUUCUACCCCUGGUGUCUGAAUUCAAGAAGAAGGCCUGCAAUGACCUUGUCAAUGCCUGAUUAGUACAUGGCUUUCCUGCAAGUUAGCACAGGAUGAGAUUCAAUCCCCCCCCCAAAUGACUCUGCCCUAUUUCC